AAACUUAAAGCGCACAAGGUCGUGUGAAGGAGAGCGCGAUCCAGUUUGGAGGCCAAUCACUUUUAUUCCUUGUAUCUCAGUCUUCCGGAUCGUGUCAAACUUUCUUCCAGGAUUUUGGCCAAUUUCUCUGUCUGCUAGGAUAUGAGUUCACAGAAAGGUAACACUCAGCGCACACGACCUCAGAAAUAUAAGAAUACUAAGGCUUUUAAAAACAACUUGCAUGAUACGUCUAAAGAAGUCAAACGUCUCAACAAUCUAACGUUCGACUUUUUGUGUCCUAGAUGUACAGGUGUUGUGCAAUGGAGAGUCAAAUACAAAAAGUAUCAUCAAUUAGCAAACCCUAGAGUUUGAACUUUAUUCAGCCAACUGUUAAAAACGUUCAUCAGAUAGGAUGUAUCUGAUAAAAUUAGAACAGCUCAAAGCUUAGAAAGCUCAUGACUCAUUCAGAUAGAAUAUCACUAAUCAAAGUACGAUGAAGUUUACAUCUUACAUACUGUCUUGUUUAAAUGGUUCUCCAAAUUCAUCAAAUGGAAAGAUUAAGCAGUGGAUUGAUAUCUAGUUCUAGUGCGAAAGUUUUGUUUAUAGUAUUUUGAUGUACUCUAUGCAGUUAGAUUCUCUCAUAUAAAAUGGGAUCUCUUAAGGCGUUAUUUGGAAUAGUUGGUGGUUCUUCAGAUGAAAAAUGCAGUUUUAAGUUACUUUCUGUGCGUCUCUCAAAACACAGCAUUCUUUUAGGUCAUUGACCUGAUAAGACUCGUCAGGAUAUUUGAGGCACUGCCAAUGAACCUAUGAGUCAGGAGUUUCCGAAAAAUCAUGCUGUCUUGAGAAGUGUAUAGUGAUGGUUUAUGAAGAGGAAUUUGAGAAUUUAUGAGGAAAGCCAUUCAGAAAAUUUACUGUGAUUAAUAGUGUGAAAUUUGGUUUGACAAUAAAUUGUUUUGCACUGCUAUAAGGCUUCAUGAACAAUAAAAGCAGAUGGUGCCCUCAGAUAAAAAAUAUGGAUAUAGUGUGAAGUGUAACGGUAAGACUGUAAAGCAAGCCUACCAUACAAUCUGUACAGAUUGUUCAAGUGCUUUGAAAAUCUGCUCUAAGUGUGGAAAAUCGGAUGGAUCGAUUACCUUCGGUGCUACAGAAAAUCAAGAAGAUAUUAACCAACAAUUUAUUGAUGCUUUGAAAAAUGUUCGUGAGAGAGAACGCCGUGCUCUUCUCCGUUUGACGCAGUCCAAUAAAAAACCAAUUGAGUCAGGUAAUAUUAACGCUGACGAAGAAUUUCAUCUAAACAGUCUGAAUAAGUUAAUUGUGAAGGAACUAUCGGAUAUCAAAUUUGAUGAGGACAAAUAUGAAUCAGAUGAUUAUAAAUACAGUUAGCGGGAUUGCAUUAAAAUAUACUUGUAAAUUUCAUAAAGCAGAUUAUUUCCAAACC
Messenger RNA from Schistosoma haematobium, 1417 nucleotides. RefSeq lists its product as uncharacterized. NCBI's taxonomy places the organism in Eukaryota, Metazoa, Platyhelminthes, Trematoda, Strigeidida, Schistosomatidae. The transcript has 8 exons. The record is from RefSeq and is a predicted model, not a curated record. The coding region runs from base 970 to 1362 and encodes 130 amino acids.